ACAUCUACCGAAGUGGACUACAUUGGCGCCAAAAACAUGGCCACUGCGAAAAUAAAAAAGCUCCCUUUCAACUGUGACAUUGAGAGAAGCAGGAUGAUAGACGCAAGUUAAGAUCUGUGGUGGAGUUAUUUCAUUUUUUUUAUUUUUAUUUUCUGGACGCCUGAACCGAUUUGACUUCAGUGCUGAGGUGUCACCCACUCAGGGAUAUGAGUCUGUCUUUGGAGUGAAAGCCCUUCCAUGUGGAAAGCUUCGCUAGCUGCAAGUUUGGAUUUGCUUUGCUCGCCAGCACUGCUGGGAACCUACAGUUCUCACGUUUCACGGAUUAUUCAUCCACUCUGUGGGGGGGAGUUCAUUGCUGAAAAUGCCAGGGGGGAGUUCAUUCGUAGGUAACACGUCCUCCUAAAUUGGAUCCUCCUCCCCGAGGGUUUGGAUUUGUCUACAACCGCCUCUGCUGUCUGCUGGAGACUUGAAUGGCUUUGUAAAAGGAACUUUUUGGUCUUCUGUUACUGGUCACCCGUCCGAACUGAGACGCUGCAGGACUUUGGAGUGAGUCCAUCAUGGCCGCUCCAAUGUUUUUGCUCAUGUUGAACUUUUCACUGGCCAUGUUACUGGGCCUGACCACCCUGAGUGGACUGAGCUCAUGCCCGUCGGGACAAGUUUCAGCGCAGGUCUCUUCCAACAACCAGAGCACAGAUUCGUCUGUGUUACCAGAGGCGGCACUGGCAACACCGACGCCGGACCCAGAGCUACAGACGGACUCAACCGGCGGGAACCGCUGCUGGGGGUACUACGACGUCAUGGGCCAGUGGGACCCACCAUUUAACUGCAACGCAGGCAUCUACCUGUUCUGUUGCGGCUCCUGCUUCUACCGGUUCUGCUGCCAGUUCAGAGUCCACAGUUUGGACCAGACCUCCUGUUCCAACUACGACACACCCGUGUGGGCAAACACCGGGAAACCGGGGCUGCCCGUCACAGAGGUCCACCAGGAACCCGAUCGGGAUCGGACCCACAUGAUCGUUUACAUUAUCUGUGGGGUGGUGGCCAUCAUGGUGCUGGUGGGGAUAUUCACAAAACUCGGACUGGAGAAGAGUCAGGGAGGUCAAACGGACAUGACAAACUCAAGGACUCUGACGGAGCUUCUGAAGCAGCCGGGCGAGGCAGGAGUGGUGGAUGGAGCUGGGAUUCAUCAUCCCAUCGGGACGAACGGCAUCACGGCCAGAACCAUGCGCACCAACAAUGAUCACAACCACUUGAACAAUGCAGCUCUACCCCCGCUGGGACCGGCCAUGGCCUUGUCUCACCCUCACAACAACCUGGGAAUCGGCUUCAAUAAGUACACCUCGCUCAAGGCCGUAGACACAGGUGUGAGAGACUACUACAAGAGCUACCCAAUGGUAGAUUACACCCACCGCCAAUCCCCUCCGACCUUCCAGCCAAUCAACUUCCACCCCAAGGACAAGCCCUUCCUGCCGCCUCCUGACGUCCACGCACCUCUCGCCAUCACCAUCAACGCCUCCCAGAUGCCCAAGCCCAAGAUCUCCAAGACCAACACGCACCCGCUCACCUCCAGCUCGGCCUUCAAAGCGUGGGACCCGAGUAAGAGCCACAUCCCGCACCCGACGGCAACCCACAUGGGCAUCAGCGCGCAGCAGCAGCAGCACCACCCCAUCCAGCAGCAGCACCACCAGGCGCUGCACCAGCAGAACAGUCGGCGCCAGGCCUACUCCAACAAGAGGCAGUUCAGCAUCGAGACGUUGCCCGAGCUCUUCUCGCAGCCGCUGGGCUACGGCCACUCGCCGCACAUGCACCCCAAGCACAAGGGACUGGCCACCAACAGCAAGACGGAGGUGACGGUGUGAGCGAAACGGGAGUCGAGGGGAAGCGCUCCGAUAUCCUUUAUAUCCACAGCUACCAUGUUGUGUAGCGAGCAAAUAUCACAUCUGGGAUUUUUAUGAACUGCAUUUUCCUCAGCAUUUUUAACUGGAACAAAAAAUAACAGCGCACGCGAGUGUGUGUGUGUGCGGCAUUUGUAUGUUUCUGAGACCACCGGAUCGAAACCCCAACGGAUGAGCCGUGAAGGUGACGUAGCAGCAGGUGUCAGCUGUGACCCUUUGAGCCUGGCAGCUUUUCUAAAUAAUUGAGUGGCCUCUUGGUGCGUUGACACACCUCUCUGGAUUGUCUCUCUCUCUCAACUUUGCCACAUUCAGCUCCACUCUGUAGCCGCUCUCCACCACGUCCAUGUGUUCAGAUUCCACUCAGAGACUUUUCUUACCCUUAACCCCAAAGUCCAGACUCCGAGGCUAUGAGAGAAGCCGGCAGGGAGACGUUUUUUCCUUUUUUUUUAUGCCCCUCAAAGUUUGGCUUCUCAUCAGCUGAAACAAUAUCAUUGGGUUGUCAGCUCUCGUUGCCCUCCAGUCUUUUUAAGAGUGAGAUAUCAGCCUUGCAAUUCAUACCAGAGAGGAGGGCAGGAGACGGGAGUGAGGGUGGGAGGCAUUCAUCUCAAUCCAGAGGCAAACGCGAUGAGAAGGGAUCCAAACCGCGUGCAGAGCCACACAUGCAAAACGUGCACACGCUCGUCAAAUUUUACCGAGAGUCUCUGGCGAUGUCAGGAAGCCCGCAGACUCCACAUCUACUCCCCUGGAGACAAACAGAAACACAAUUUUCUCUCAAAACUCUAAUUCUCCUAGACUUGUGAAAUGAAUCAGUGAGCUGUCUCAUUGGGAGCUAGAGCUUGAUGAUGUUUUUAUAUAUAUAUAUAUAUAUAUAUAUAGCGACUGAUGCUUUAAAACAGGACAGAAAAGUCCAAUUUGUCCAGCCAGAUCACUGUGAAGAGGAGCUUCACAAACACACCAGAGAAUCCGUCAACUGCAUAUCUGGUGUUUCUAUUUGGGUUGAGUACAUUCUCUAAGAUUCCCCUUGCUAUUUUCAUCUCCAUAUAUAUAAAGUUCUUUGUAAAAAGUAUCUGUACCCCUUGCAGUCGGAAGCACAAACGUUAUUGCGUCAACAAUUGCUAGAGAAUAAAUGGUAUUGAAGACCAAGGAGCACAAUAUCCCAAGUUUUUAGCUUAGGUGGAUGCGGCUGUCGACCAAAACUAAAAGACUAAGUAGGGAGAAGAUUAAUUGAGAGAAGUGAACAAAGAGGUCCAGGGUAAUUCUUAGGGAUAUACAGAAAAAUCCAGAGAAUCUGUUAUCAGGAAUACUAAAUUCAGCCUCUAUGGAGGAGUUGCAUGUAGAAAGUUAUUCUUUAAAGAAAGCUUUAAAUUUGAAAUUUGCCUCAAGCCAUUUAGGCAAAACAGAUCUAGUUAGAUGCUGCAAAAGUCUGGGAUUCAAAGUUCACUUUCCAGCUUUAAAACUCUUAACAUAUUGCUGGAGACACAAUGAUGAUACAAACCAAAACAUAUUUGUGUAUUAGAAUGGUCCAGUCAAUAUAAAGAUCUAAAUCCAAUUCAGCCUUUACCACCACACUGAUUUUUAAAGUCGCCCUCUGUCCAAUUUGACUCAGCUUGAGCUAUUUAGCAAAGAACAGUCAAACAUUUCAGUCUCUAGAAACACAAAGGGGUGGAGUCACCGCUCCAGAAAGAACACAUCAAGAUUUCUGAUUGGAGCUUUACAAAAUGUAGAAAAGCUCAAGGGGUGCGAGUAUGUUUGUGCAAGGCUCUGUAUGCACACCGGCUUCCUUCUUAACAACAUGGAGUGUUUCUGGGUGUAAGGAGAGAAAGCACCAGAGAACAAGAGCACCUUCUCCUGGAUGGAGCCGUUUGAUGCGAGUGUUUAGUGCUGCUGCUUGCGCUGCAGUUUGCUUCACUCCAUCUUAAUGAAGUGUCUCAGCACUACACGUGAGUGACUGCCAGCACUUAAACAAAUCACUAAUGUAAUUCAUGCCUCGGAUGCACACAGCUUACACAUCAAGAGAGCUUACUUGGUCUGAGGCCAUGCUUUCAUCCAAAUGGGGGAAAAACAAAAUGAGAGUUUGUUGGGGUUUUUUCCCUGGCAAUUUAGAUGUUCGGAUUUACGGUUUUCUAAUGUGACCUAAAAUCUUUUGUUUUUGUGUUGACGCCUUAGUCGUCCUACUGGCAGGAUUUAAGGAAUGCAACAUCGAGCAAGACUUGCUUCAAUGUUCUGUUGGGUUGAAAUCCUUCGUAACAUCGUCUUUUGUCCAAAAUCUUCAUUUCAGUUUUGCAGCACAUUCACAUUCUCAACACGUCGCAUGCGGACGCUUGAUCACAGGCCUACCGUGUAACAUUUGAUGGCCCCAGAUAUCCCCUAGGGCCGCUCUUCAGUGUGCAGAGUAGUGAUUUACACCAGCAGCUCUCUGAAUGAGAACAGUUAAUCUGAUUGUCGGGAUGCUGCAGAGGCAAUAGAAAGCGAGGAGACCCUUCUUUGGUUAGAUUUGAUAGUAAGACUAUCUAUGACUAUCAAUUAUCCAAUCAAUGCUUGUUCGCCUUGUUCUCCGUUUGACUUGUCAAGCAUUGCAGUCGGUUGUAAUAAAACCAUUUUAAAUACAGAGCCCCUGACUAACUAUACCAGUACCUUUUGAAUUUUUUUUA
Molecule: messenger RNA, 4546 nt
Organism: Poecilia reticulata (guppy)
Lineage: Eukaryota; Metazoa; Chordata; Actinopteri; Cyprinodontiformes; Poeciliidae
Product: protein shisa-8
Biological process (GO): regulation of short-term neuronal synaptic plasticity; regulation of AMPA receptor activity
Cellular component (GO): postsynaptic membrane; AMPA glutamate receptor complex; dendritic spine membrane
Source: RefSeq, a predicted model, not a curated record